AUGAUUCGACUGACGCGGCUCUCAUCACUAGAGUAUUAUUACCUUCGCUGGUCUUCUCUCGUGGCCACCUCGUGUCGCCGAUCCACCUUACCUAACCGAGAUAGAUACGAUUACCUCUUCAAGCUUCUCCUCAUCGGAGACUCCGGUGUUGGAAAGUCUUGCCUGUUGCUCCGUUUUGCCGAUGACACCUACACGGAAAGCUACAUUUCUACCAUCGGUGUUGACUUCAAAAUCCGCACUAUUGAACUCGAUGGCAAGACCGUGAAACUUCAAAUUUGGGACACUGCUGGCCAGGAACGAUUCCGCACCAUCACAUCUUCCUACUACCGCGGUGCCCACGGCAUCUGCGUUGUGUACGAUGUCACCGACAUGGACUCAUUCAACAAUGUCAAGCAGUGGCUUCAGGAGAUUGACCGAUAUGCUACUGAGGGCGUCAACAAGCUGCUCGUCGGUAACAAGAGCGAUAUGGAGGACAAGAAGGUGGUCGAGUACACCGUGGCGAAGGAGUUCGCCGACAGCCUGGGAAUCCCCUUCCUCGAGACCUCUGCCAAGAACGCGUCCAACGUCGAGCAGGCUUUCUUGACGAUGGCACGACAGAUCAAGGAGCGCAUGGGAACGGCUACCGUCAACAACAAGCCCACUGUGCAGGUUGGCCAGGGCCAGGGCGUCCAGUCCGGAUCCGCGGGCGGCUGCUGCUAG
Penicillium atrosanguineum is the source of this 699-nucleotide messenger RNA. Its product is annotated as Rab family GTPase YPT1. Gene Ontology annotation, molecular function: GTPase activity; GTP binding. Lineage: Eukaryota; Fungi; Ascomycota; Eurotiomycetes; Eurotiales; Aspergillaceae. The transcript is spliced from 4 exons. The coding region runs from base 1 to 699 and encodes 232 amino acids. The record is from RefSeq and is a predicted model, not a curated record.